UACAAAAUGGAAGAUAAACUUAAUUUUGAUCAACAAGCAUCAAAUAAUGGUCAUGUGCAAUGUCGAAGUGGCAAAGCAGCCACUUCUAUUAUAGGUACAAUUAAUGAAGAAAUUGAGAGGGUUCUUGAACAAAAUUCUGAUUUGUCAGGAGAAGAGAAGGAGAGAUACAAACAACGAUUUCGCGAGAUCUAUGAUACGUCCUUUCAGCAAAACAUUGCAAUAGGAGAACAGCAUUGGUCAUCUCAAGACAACGAAGAUACAUCAGAAUUUGAACCAUGUGAUGUGAAGAAAAGAGCAUUGUUCAAUGAAAUUGUUAUUCCCAGACUUGACAAUGCCAUAAUGUCUACAGCAAGAAAGAGAAAACACACAUGUAGACUGUGUCGUGAAAAAGCUGUAGACUUGUCUAAUCUAUCGCUUUCUCACUUGGUGGAACUGAAAUUGAUCAAAGACGAGAAAGUGCUUGCUAAGGAUGUCUCAGAAAAUGGUCUGUUGUUAAGCCAGUUGUGCAGAGACCGACUACAGAGUUCCAGCUGUUGUCUUGCUUCUCUUACAAAGUCUGUAUCGUCAACAGUGGAUAAAUCUGUGAGACUACAAAAGGCAGUUGAGAUGCACAAGGACAUGGAGAGUUCCGCCAUUGAUAACAUACUGAAUGAAAACAGUGUGCUGUGCGGCAGUGACGUUACACCUCUAAAGAAAAGAACUUUAUGUGGAAGCUCACACACCAAGUCUGCAGAAAACAGCUGCCUGCAGUCGAGUUUGUGUUUAAAAUCUCAGUGUGUUUUGAGGAAGACGUGAAACGCUCUUCAAAAACAGAAAGCUUCUGCUACAUAUUUUAAAAACCUCUAGGAUUAUUAAUAACUGUAUGCAGUGGUUCAUUAAACAGUGAGGGCAGUUUCAGAAAUUAUCAUAUAUAGAGGAGACCGAAAACCUUUUUUCUCUCACCCAAAAAUCCAUGGUAAAGGUUUGGCUUAAUUUGCGUAACUUCUUUUCCAGCAGGAAUGAAAACAAAAAUAGUAAGGGAGAAAAAUAUUUGUUUAGACUUGAACAUCAGUUCUUGCCCAGCCCCGAUGAAUUUGUUUUCGUAAUAACAAAACAUAAAGAUUUAUGUUUUUUAAAUAGAGGAUUAAUCCAACAUUAUCGCAAUGUUCUACUCAUGAUUUAAUUUGUUCAAUAUACAUAAUAAAAUGAUAUGCUACAAGAGUUUGUCUUAAGCUACAUAAUAAUAAACGGUAUUGGGACAGCUGUUCAGACAACCACAUUUCAAAAGUACUUGGUUUUCUUAGGACCAUGUAUUGUACUUCUGGUUCAUAUUUAAUUUCUUGUUUAGAAUUAUUGAUAGUAUUUUUUUGAAUUCGUAACCUGACCUCUUAUCUGUGGCAUUUCCUCCCUAUUCCAUUAGACCGGUCCGAACAUCUUCAAUCUUCCAACGUUGGAUUAUGCAUAACUCUUCUAGUGGUGCCAACCCUGGAAAUCUAUAUCCAAUCCUUUGAGGAACACCAUGAUUGGAAGGCACAGCAGUUGGAUUCGCUGGGAGUGUCUUGGGUGGGUGGGGUGGGGAUAGGCGGUUUCGGCUGUAGGGUGUAUUAGGUAUGUCCUGGGGUAUUAGGUAUGUCCCCUUGGCUGGUCACACUGACGGAUCCCAUAUGACUGAUGCUCCUCUGUUUUUCCCACCUACUAAAUAACUUCCCUGUCAACCUCCAACCUCCGGUCCUUGCGCCCCCCCCCCCCCCCAUACCAACCUCCUAAGGGCAAAUAAAUAAAAUUAAAUAUAAAUUAUAUUUAAAUAAUUUAUUUUAGGCUAAAUUCUAAAUUAAGCGACAAAAUUUCUCAAUGAGUACAAAUGUAUGUUAUUUUUUGUUAUACUUUAUUAAUCUCCCCUCUUCCAUUUUUUAAGUAAUAUUCUAAAUUGUCCUUUUAACUUUCUGUCCUUGGUCAGGUCUCUGGGUAUACAGAGACAGGACCCGGAAUACACAUGCUUGAAACCGUAGUGGUAUAUGGGCAUGUUAAAAAAGUUCAAGCUCAAGGUCCGAACAUCCCAAUAGCCAAUGAAAUUGCUAACAUCUUCCAAUGAUCCCUGGAAUUGCGGUUUCGGGCGUAUGAUAAUAACUUCUUUCUCCUUGGCCAUUUUUACAUUUGUGGUUGUCUUAAUGUCUACAGGGGGGCAGGCUUUAGCUCAGUCGGUUGAGCUCUAGGCUGAAGUGCUUGCGUCGCAGGAUCAAACCACCUUGGUGGAUCCAUUCAACUGAUUGGGGUUUUUUCUCAUUCCAACCAGUGCACCACAAUUUAUC
Messenger RNA from Gigantopelta aegis, 2288 nucleotides. RefSeq lists its product as uncharacterized. The transcript is spliced from 5 exons. Bases 7 to 795 code for a protein of 262 amino acids. The record is from RefSeq and is a predicted model, not a curated record. NCBI's taxonomy places the organism in Eukaryota, Metazoa, Mollusca, Gastropoda, Neomphalida, Peltospiridae.